This is a messenger RNA of Vidua macroura (Pin-tailed whydah), 3547 nucleotides long. RefSeq names its product hexose-6-phosphate dehydrogenase/glucose 1-dehydrogenase (gene H6PD). Gene Ontology annotation, molecular function: 6-phosphogluconolactonase activity; glucose-6-phosphate dehydrogenase activity; NADP binding. The coding region runs from base 473 to 2845 and encodes 790 amino acids. The record is from RefSeq and is a predicted model, not a curated record. Gene Ontology annotation, cellular component: endoplasmic reticulum. Lineage: Eukaryota; Metazoa; Chordata; Aves; Passeriformes; Viduidae. Gene Ontology annotation, biological process: pentose-phosphate shunt; pentose-phosphate shunt, oxidative branch; glucose metabolic process. The transcript has 7 exons.
CUCAGCCCUGCCACCCGUGAGCUCAUCCCUGUCACAGGUGGGCUCAUCCCUGUCACAGGUGGGCUCAGCCCUGCCCCCCGUGAGCUCAUCCCUGCCAUCCAUGAGCUCAUCCCCCGGGUUCCGUGCGCUGCCCACGCACUGGGCUGCUUUCCUCACGGUGCCCCUGUCCUGCUUUCCCAGGGUUUUGGAAGCGGCUGCUGUCACGAUGCUGGGGCCAGAGCACACGGAGUGAGGCUGAGUCAGAGCCAGAAGGGCCAGACACGAAUUCGUGCACCUCUCAGCUUGCCUUUAAUGAAGGGAACAACCUGCCUUAUCUGCUCUGCACACCUGACCACUGAUCAGAGACACCCAGGCACGGGAGGAGCGGGAUCUGCGCUGGGAGAGGCUGGGCAGGACAAAAACCUCCAGCUGCUUUUGUGGUCUCCAAAGCUCCUGUGUUACAGUGUUCCUGGCUCUGCCUCUUCUCCCCAAGAUGCUGGGAAGGGUCCUGUGCACGGUGUUGUUCGUGGGAGCCCUCCCAUCCCCAGCUGGAGCGUCCCAGGGCCACAUCUCCGUGGUCUUGCUGGGAGCCACGGGGGAUUUGGCCAAGAAGUAUUUGUGGCAGGGUCUGUUCCAGCUCUACAUGGACCAAGUGAGCAGUGGCCACAGCUUCACAUUCCACGGGGCUGCCCUGGCAGCCCUGGAGCCGGGGCAGAGGCUGAUGUUUGACGUGCUGAAGAAGCUGUCCUGUCCCCCCGACGAGGCUCCCAACAGGUGUGCCGUGCUCAAGGACCAGUUCCUGAAGCUGAGCCAGUACCACCAGCUGAGGACUGCCGAGAACUACGCAGCCCUGAACAGAGAGAUCGAGACCCUGCUUCGCCAGGAGGGGCUGAAGGAGGCUGGCAGGAUCUUCUACUUCUCCGUGCCACCGUUUGCCUACACGGAGAUCGCCGGGCACAUCAACAGCAGCUGCCGGCCCCGCGCCGGAGCCUGGCUGCGCGUGGUGCUGGAGAAGCCCUUUGGCCACGACCUGCACUCGGCCCAGCAGCUGGCUGCAGAGCUGGCAGGCUUCUUCAGGGAGGAGGAGAUGUACCGGGUGGACCAUUACCUGGGCAAGCAGGCUGUGGCCCAUAUCCUGCCUUUUCGGGAUCAGAACCGACAGUUUCUGGGCCCAAUUUGGAACCGCCAUCAUGUGGAAAGAGUGGAGGUUGUCUUGAAGGAGACCGUGGAUGCUAAAGGCCGCACCAGCUUCUACGAGCAGUACGGGGUGAUCCGGGACGUGCUGCAGAACCACCUCACCGAGGCCCUCAUGUUCCUCAUCAUGGAGCUCCCUGCCAACGUCAGCAGUGCUCAGGAGGUGCUGCAGCACAAGCUGCAGGCCUUCCAGUCCCUGUGGGGGCUGCAGAGGAGCAGUGCCGUGCUGGGCCAGUACCAGGCCUACGACAGCCAGGUGCAGGAGGAGCUGCAGGAGGCACGGGGCUACGUCAGCACCACACCAACCUUUGCAGGAGUGCUGAUCCACAGCCAGAGCCCACGCUGGGAAGGGGUCCCGUUCCUCCUCGCCUCCGGGAAGGCUCUGGAUGAGCGGGUGGGCUACGCCCGCGUCCUCUUCAAGAACAGGGCCUACUGCCCUCAGAGUGGCACUCUGAGGGAUGCAGGGCACAGCCAGUGCAAACCCAAGCAGAUCAUCUUCUACUUCGGGCACGGUGCCCUCAACACCCCCGCGGUGCUGGUGAGCAGGAACCUCUUCCAGCCUGUCAUGCCCAAAGACAGCUGGAAAGAAGCGGGGCCUCGCUCAGACCCGCACGUCUUCGGACAGCCGCUGUCUGAUUUCCACGUGUACAGCCCUGUGAGAGAGAGGGAUGCCUAUUCUGUCCUCAUCUCCAACAUCUACCACGGCAGGAAGGAUUUCUUCAUCACCACGGAGAGCCUGCUGGCCUCCUGGGCCUUCUGGACCCCUCUGCUGGACAGCACGUCCCGCCAGCCCCCGCGCCUCUACCCCGGGGGCGUGGAGAACCAGCAGCUCCUGGACUUCGAGCUGGUGCCUGGGGGAGUGGCGUUCACCCUGGCGGAGCCAGCGGAGCUGCUGAACCCCGCCGGGCAGAUGCCGAGCGACUUCAGGGCCAUCCAGUCCAAAUUUCGGCAGAGCCCCCUGGUCUCGGCCUGGGCUGAGGAGCUGGUUGCCCAGCUGGCCUCCGACAUGGAGGAGGCGGCGGUGAGGAGCGUGGCUCGCGCGGGGCAGUUCCACCUGGCGCUGUCGGGCGGCUCCAGCCCCGUGGGGCUGUUCCAGCGCCUGGCCAGGCACCACCACGGCUUCCCCUGGCAGCAGAGCCACGUGUGGCUGGUGGACGAGCGCUGCGUGCCCCUGACCGACAGCGAGUCCAACUUCCUGGGGCUGCACAGGCACCUGCUGCAGCACGUCAGGGUGCCCUACUUCAACAUCCACCCCAUGCCCGUGCACCUCAACCGGCGCCUGUGCGUGGAGGAGGACGGCGGCGCCGAGCUCUACGCCAAGGACAUCGUGGCCCUGGUGGCCAACGCCAGCUUCGACCUGGUGCUGCUGGGGGUGGGCACGGACGGGCACACGGCCUCGCUCUUCCCCCGCUCCGAAAACGGCCUGGAAGGGGCUGCCACCGUGGUGCUGACUGAGAGCCCCGUCAAGCCUCACCAGAGGAUGAGCCUCAGCCUGCCCCUCAUCAACAGGGCCAGGCAGGUGUUCGUGCUGGUUUUGGGCAAGGGCAAGCACGACAUCACCACGCUGCUCAGCAGGGUGGGCCACGAGCCCAGGAAGUGGCCGAUCUCGGGCGUCAGCCCCAGCUCUGGCCAGCUGGUCUGGUACGUGGAUUAUGAAGCUCUGCUGGGGUGAUGCCUGCACAGGGUCCCCCCUGCCUUGUCUGCGUGGCCUUUACAGCCUGGAUUGUCCUGCACGAUGUCCUUGUUCCUCCGUUGCCAGCAGCAGCUUCAUCCCUGACGCCUCCAGCCUCCUGGGGGAUCCCAGGCCUGCAGCACCCCUGCAAGUGAGCCUGGGGGGAGCUGGGCUCAGUGGCCAGAGCUCAGGAGGAGCCAAGAGCCUUUCUGGCUCUGCUCUGGGUUCUGACUGAGACUUUGGACAAACGACUUCACCUUGAAGUGCCUCAGUUUUCCUGUCAGGCCUUUGUGCUUACUGGCAUGCAACUACCUCACAGGCACUUGGGGAGACUUGUUAAACCAACCGCCUGCCAAAUUCUCUCUAAUUUUACGUAAUUCUCAGGCUAAAAGGCAGCAGUGCCACACUGAUCCCCUGCCCUGCUCGGCCUGGCUGCGCCAGGGUCGUUGUCUGGGGGCAGUGCUGGUGGUGUGCACACGGCUGUGUGACCCUGUCCGUGCAGCCCAUCCUGCCCUAAAUGCUGACCCUGCCCCGGCAGCUCGCUGCGCUGCUGAGCCUUUGCUAAGUGCCCAGCAGCAGAGGCUGAGCCUGUGAGCAGUGCCUGGCUGUGUUCAUGGAGGGGUGGCAGUGCCUGGCUGUGUUCCUGGAGGGGUGGCAGUGCCUGGCUGUGUUCCUGGAGGGGUGGCAGUGCCUGGCUGUGUU